UACAAUGCCAAGCAUAUCGAGAUAUCCACCAGUUCUCACAAUCACAAGCAUCACUUUUAGUUUUUGCGCUUCACCGUCUUUCGUCCCGUCGGUGUAGUUCAUUGUGAGUCACCUCGAAAGGCCCCCGCGAUGGAAGCUUGUGUUUGAAGUUAGGGUCUAGCCGCUUCAACCGCUUCAGGUACCGGUGCCUCUACCUAUCAAGACACCCCACGUUGUUGCUCCCCUUGCUGGGCAGGGUCCAACCCCUUUGCAGCUCUCAACUCCAACGAAAAAUUCACCGUUGCAACUGACGCAGCAGACAGAAUUGCCGAAUGGCAUCAUGUUCUUGCUGCAGGGCUUGCUAGAUAGCAGCAUUGAAGCCUGAUGCGCUGUUGGGUACUGCGACAACUGGCCUUGAAGAUGGAUCUAUACUAUCCCAGUGCGGGGAAGCACAAGUCGAGGCUGGUCUCUCUCGCAACCUCACUGCGGCCGAGUCGGCGAUAGUUCGCGGGAUCGUGGGUCGGAUGAUGGUCUUCUGCGGCCGCUAUUCGCGGCGACCUGCAGAGAGACAUUGCACAUGCAAUAUCCAGACCGUUUCUCGCUGCAUUGGAUUUCACCCCACAAAUCGAACACCCUUUAUGACUCCCACACAUUCGACCACGGCGGCUAUCAGCAAAUCACCGACCCCUCAUAGAGGACCUUUGCCCUUUUUUUGUGUGGUUAGACACCAGUGGGACACCUCGGGGUAGGGUUCUGGUGUGGCAGACCCGUCAUCGAUCAUCAUGAUUGGAGGCUGAGCAGUUACACGGCAAGCGAAUAGGAGAACACCACCAACCUCUUGACCGGGAUAUGGCAAAGCACUCCCGCUGCUGUCACUCGGUACCUUUGUUCGCCUCGAGUUAAGCCCGUGACUAUCAUCUACCGAGACCUGCUCCCAAGGCCCACCGAGUGCCUGGGGCCGGGUUUCGGUGUUCCUUCUUAAGCUGGGCCAAGUCGGCCUGUGGCAAGUAUUUUUUUAUUUUUGCUCCUUUUGGUCUUUGCAUUGCGUCAAACUUCAAUCUAUACUGUAUCACACAUCUCACCCCUCGUCUCUCAUGGGACCUUAUCGUCACCAUGGGCUUCUUUACGCGCUCCAAGAAAGCGAAGGACACCCCAAAGCCUCCAUCUAAACAUCAGUCCAGUCGAGCCUCUGGUCAACGCCAAUUACCUCCCCCUCUUCCAUCAGCAACACCGGCCUCACCACACUUGCAACAUGGCCGGCCAUACCUUCCAUCAUCUCCUCAAUUCCAGCCCGCUGGCUUGCUCCCUCCACCUUCUGGCUGGGAACCUUAUCAGCUACCAUACCCAUCCCCUCCCAUCAUUGUGAAUCAACAUCACUAUUAUCUUGGCCCGCCACCGCCAUUACCACCUCGCGACGACCAUUCAUCCCGAUCUCAACCAAGUGGUAGUAAUCACAAGCUCAACCUCGACUCGGCUGUCGAUUUAGCAAAGAACCUCUGCCAAGAGGCUGGGAUCACCAAGAUGUUUGACAGCGCUCUUUCACAAUCUCCAUUAUCUAGCUACGGGGCUGAGCUGGUUGAUCAGAGCAAUGCCCUCUUGAACCAAGUUUCCAACCAGUUUAAUGAUGUCUUGACCAUGAUUGAUCGAGACCAUUACUCGAGCCACGAAAAGGAGAUUCUCGCUUGGCAGCCACAGCAACCACCUCAAUCGCAGGAGCUUGUACGGGUUUCAGACUCCUCGCUGAGCGAGAAGAGCAUGCACAAACCACCCAAAAGAAGUCACAAAAGGGAUCACCCCAAGGGACAGACAACAGCGGCAGCAACAGUUGUCUCGGGAAGCAUUUUCUCCAAGGUGGAACUGUAUGCGAACUCGAGGCUGCCUAUGAACCUGCAGCCUCUCAAGUUAUACAUUCCCACCUACCCCUUACUAUGCUUGGCAGCACAGUACUCUGAACGUGUCUACGACAAGCCUGAGGGCGCCGAGAGCGAUGCCCACGUCGAUGCAGAUUGGCGAGCUGGUACAAAAGCCAUGGUCAUCAAGUCAAUGCCGAUGGAUUACAUGAACACAAUUGUCUUUUCCAUUCGUGGUACGGCAACGUUUAUGGAUUGGACGGUCAAUCUUAAGACCGAUCCAGCGUCUCCAUCUGGCUUUUUGGAUGACCCUGACAACCUUUGCCACUCCGGCUUCCUUUCGGUCGCUCGCAAGAUGGUGAUUCCUGUCGCCCGUCGCCUCCGGCAGCUGCUUGAGGAGGACCCAAACCGUGCUUCUUACUCGCUCUUGAUCACGGGUCACAGCGCAGGAGGAGCUGUCGCUUCCCUCCUCUACAUGCACAUGUUGUCCACUUCCAAGGCGGCAGAGAGCGAGUUGAACAUCGUCGCCGGGUUCUUCAAACGCAUUCACUGCAUCACCUUUGGGACACCGCCGAUCAGCCUUCGACCGCUCACCAAGCCCGAGGACUACGAGCGUCGCCCUCAGCUCAGAAAGAGCUUGUUUCUCAGCUUUAUCAACGAAGGUGACCCGGUGGCGAGAGCAGACACGGCCUAUGUCAAGAGUUUAUUGGAGCUUUUCGUUGCCCCUGCGCCGCCUGCCAUCAUCAGCUCUCGAGAUGCUGCGAAUAAGAAGGUCCGCACGAAAGAGAAGGCUCUCAGCAAGAGCUCGAAAUCCUCUUCUGGUCCGAUCUGGAAGGUGCCGCCCAACAGACUGAGCAAUGCCGGUCGAAUUGUGGUGUUGAGGUCCGGGGAUCCAAAAGCCAGGUCAAAGGGAAAGAAAAAGACAGUAGAGGAGCGCCUGAACGAGGGUGUGGUUGCUCAAAUCACGUCUGAUGAGCAACUACAGGGUGUAAUCUGGGGUGAUCCUGUCGCUCACGUCAUGAGACUGUAUGCUGGCAGGAUCGAGACGCUUGCUGUCGGUGCUGUCACCGGGCGAGGAUACUGA
This is a messenger RNA of Podospora bellae-mahoneyi, 2913 nucleotides long. RefSeq lists its product as uncharacterized. Gene Ontology annotation, biological process: lipid metabolic process. Bases 1093 to 2913 code for a protein of 606 amino acids. The transcript has 3 exons. NCBI's taxonomy places the organism in Eukaryota, Fungi, Ascomycota, Sordariomycetes, Sordariales, Podosporaceae. The record is from RefSeq and is a predicted model, not a curated record.